AUGAUCAAGUGUGACCAAAAGGAGCCGGCAUGCACACAAUGCGAGAAGAAGAACCAGCCAUGUCCCGGUUAUCGCAACCUUGUUGAUCUUAUGUUUCGGGAUGAGAGUUCCCAUGUUAUCAAGAAAGCUGUCAAGACACGGGCUAGAUCUAACGUCCAACAAGCCCACAAGAGUCCUGCCGGCCAGGAACUUGGCUCUGCAUCUACAUCGCCAUCCACCGGAUCCGUUACCAAUCCAUCACCUCCGUUCGCCAUUGACUUGAGGUCUAGUGCAGCCUCCGCACCUGCACUCAAAACAGAAAACCCCAAGAGAAAAUCCGCUAGACGUACACGAAAAGCUCACACUCGUUGCCGAGCGCCCGUACUCUCGGCUUUGAUUAAUGACUGGAGCCGGUCCCCAUCGGAAACUUCGCAGGCAAGUCCAAGUGAUGCUAAUGACGGUAACGGAUCAACUGAACAGCAUGUUCCCUUGGGCGACGCGCUUUCUCCUCAACUCCAGGAUAAGGGUACUGCUUUCUUCUUUUCCCGCUACGUAGUGGCGGAUAGAGGCUCUCAUCAAAACUAUGCUUUCAUAUACGAUGUAUGGAAGCCCCCGGACACGGCUCAAGCCCAAGUUGACCCAGUUACUGUUAGCAUGACAGCUGUUGGACUUGCGGGAUGCUCUCAAGUUUUUCGAGACCCUGAGCUUAUGACGCGGGCACAGGAGAGCUAUGGCAUUGCUCUCGGAUUGACGCACCGUGCUCUUCGCGACCCGAUUGAAGUGGUAAAGGACACAACUAUGCUUGCCGUUCUUAUACUUGGCACAUUCGAAUUCGUUUCAGGGUUCAGUUCUCAUACAAUGCGUGCUUGGCAGGAUCACGUCAACGGAGCUGCUGCCCUGGCGAGUAUUAGAGGAGCCGCCCAGUUCCGGAGCAAAGCCGGCGCUCGAAUGUUUCUUAUGCUCUGCCAUACCGUUCUUAUCAGUUGCAUUCAAAGUGGCCUCCCUAUGCCACAAACACUAAUAGAUCUUCGACGGGAGAUCCAACUUACCGAAGAACUAGAAGGACCUGACUUCCAUGUGGCAUAUCCAAUAUACAAAGCACUACAGGUACGGCAUGACAUCAAAUCGGGGAAACUUGACAACCUCGAUGACAUAGUUACCGCCAUAUCUGAUGUCGAGGAGGAGUUCUCUUCGGUACUGCUCGGACUACCAACAUCCUGGAAGUAUCAUCGUGUACAGCUAACGCAGCCGGACCCUCGAGUUCUAGGCCAAACCUGUCAUGUUUAUACAGGACUCCUCCAAUCAACCACUUGGAAUAUGGUGCGCGGAAUACGGAUGCUCCUGUUGGAAACACUCGUUGAGCGGUUGUGUAAAACUUGUAAGCCGCAAGGUAGCUCUGCAAUAUCAGAGAGUCAUCUCAAGUUACUGGCACAAUCUAUUAAACUGCUGGAUAUGCUAGGACGAGCGAUUGCGGCAAGUGUUCCUCAGCACCUCGGGGUUGUUAGCAUUCGGGACAUCCACGAUAACCGGAAAGAUCAAGUGCACACAGUAUCAAUCGCUGCGAAGAUGCAAGCCUGUCGUGUCCUAUCCUCACCACUCGUACAAGACUCACGGACUGGGGAAGAGACAUCAAAUAGCGGCGGUAGUCCAUUACUACUUGAUCCAACACAGUCGGCGCCUCAAUCCGCUGAUGCUACCCGGUUCAUGAGCCUUGCUUCGGCAAACAAUACCAUCAUUUGGCCGCUUUUCAUGCUCGGCAUGUCGACGGCCUGUUCUUCGGAGACGAAGCAGUAUGCUAUCGAGGGAUUGCAAGCUAUGCAUAGAGAGGCUGGUUUGGAACAAGCACGUGUUGUUGCGGAACUGCUGCAGGAAAACCUGCGAGAGAUGAACGACUCUUCUACUCUCAGGUCAUCACUUCUUGGCGAGCUUCCACCGGUAGACUUGAAAGCCCUGCCUCUGGUGGUCUAA
Fusarium sp. VM40 is the source of this 1947-nucleotide messenger RNA. NCBI's taxonomy places the organism in Eukaryota, Fungi, Ascomycota, Sordariomycetes, Hypocreales, Nectriaceae. The record is from the annotation of a GenBank genome assembly.